CGGCCCCGGCCCUGCUGCCGCUGACACGAGUAAAAGAUGCUGGCUACCAGUACGAGAACACAUCGUCUGUGGAACACGUCUCUGUAAAACCUUCCUUAAAAGUACCCGGAGGCCUGUGAUGGACCCUCGGAAUACUGCUAUGUUAGGCUUGGGUUCUGAUUCUGAAGGGUUUUGUGGGAAGAGCCCCUCUGUAAUAAACGUUGGCCCGUUGGUGGGAAAGGGAGAAGCAGAGCUAGAAAGUUGCACCCAGGAAGAAGACGACGGGAAGAAGAAGAAUCGGGAGGGGAGCAGUACGGAAAACGGGAAGAAUGAGGCUCUAACUGACGCACAGCAACAGUUUUCGGUGAAGGAAACAAACUUUUCAGAGGGCAACUUGAAACUCAAGAUUGGCCUUCAAGCUAAGAGAACGAAGAAGCCCCCGAAGAACCUGGAGAAUUAUGUGUGCCGACCUGCUAUAAAAACCAGCAUCAAGCAACCACGGAGGGCACCCAAGAGUGGGAAGAUGACAGAGGAGAAGAAUGAACAUUGUCCUUCAAAGCAAGAUCCUUCCAAAUUUUACAAGAAAGCUGGAGACGUCGCAGCAGUUGAAUUCCGUGUGGAAGACAGUGUACAAAUAGAAACGAGCCCUUUAACCAAGAAACUUUCUCCGCUUCAGUCUGAAAUGACAGAUUAUAUAAAGUCGCCGCCUCCGACUCUUAUUGGGAGCCAUAAUUCUGAUCUAAAGGAUAGAGCACAAAUUAACGGAGCGACAACUGUCACGGAAAAAUUGGCUCAGCUCAUUGCAACUUGCCCUCCUUCCAAGUCUUCCAAAACAAAGCAGAAGAAGCUGGGAAGUGGAACUGCAGCUGCUUUGGUUAAAGACUCUGGGAAGAAGCUACCAGGAAGCAUAACCGCAAGCGGGUUAGUUAAUAAAGAGCUGGUAAAGAAACUGCCAGGAUCAGUUAUUGCUGUGGGAUUAGUUAGCAAGGACUCAGGGAAGAAGCCACUGGGGCUUGGGAGCGCAGCCAUAUUGGUUAACAAAGACUCGGGGAAGAAACCACCGGGGAUCGGCCCGUUGGUUGGGUUGGUCAACAAGGACUCUGGAAGGAGGCCGCCAGGGAUCAGCCCUCCGCCGGGAUUAGGAAACAAGGACUCUGGGAAGAAACAGCCAGUGACUAGCUCUUCAGUUGGAUUAAUCAGCAAAGAUGUGGGGAAGAAACUGCCCGCCAUCAGCACUCCAACGGGAUUAACUAACAAGGAGUCCGUGAAGAAACCAGUAGGCAUUGGCGCUCCAGCAGGAUUGAUCAACAAGGAUGCCGGGAAGAAGUUGCUGGGCAUUAGUAGUCCGACAGGGCUGGUUAACAAGGAUUCGGGGAGAAAGGUGCUAGGAACUGGCAGCGCAACGGUUCUGCCUAGCAAAGACUCUGGAAGGAAGACCCCAGGGAUCAGCAGUCCCAUGGGAUCCAUCAACAAAGACGCUGGGAGGAAGGUGCCAGGGAUUAGCAGCCCGGUGGGACUGGUCAGCAAGGAUUCUGGGAAGAAGCCGGCAGGAAUGGGCCCUCUGGUCGGCUUGGUUAGCAAGGACGCUCUGAACGCAGACUCGCUGGUACCCGCCUCGGAGCCCCUCAGGCUUCCUUGCAACCCACACCACGAAAGCCACGAGGCCACGGACUUGCUGAAGGAAAAUACUGCCAGCAAAACGUUCGAGAAGCACCUUACGAGGCCGAACAAAGAAAGCGGAGCGGAAAAAUCUUCCCUUCGGAAAGAAAUUGCCGAUGUGGGCAAAGAGAUGUUUAAGGAGGGCACAUGCGUUCCGCAGGAGGGCUACUCGGCCARCGAAAAAGGGCUUUAUGAAACAUCGAAGCACGAGAAGCAGCCUCCAGUAUAUUGCACUUCGCCAGACUUCAGGACAGGAGGCGCUUCCGAGGUGUCCACGGCCAAGUCCCCGUUUAGUGCAGUUGGAGAGGGAAAUCUUCCAUCACCUUCACCCACGGUGUCUGUUACUCCCUCCAGCAGGAGCCUCUCGACAGCAUCUUCACAGUUAGCCUCAAAUUCUCUGCAUUUAAGUUCCACGGCAGAUCUCUUAGAAGGGAUUUCGGAUCCGCUUGGCAAAACUCCGUUUUCUUCUGAGAGUACACUUCUGAAUAUCAACAGAACAUUGAACCACACUCUGAGCACUGAUUUUAAAGGUGCUGAUAAAGAUUUAAAUGAUUCAAAAGCUGCUCAUGUAGAAACCUCAAGAACUAGUCCCUCUAUAGGAAAAAAAAACAUUUUGGCAGCUGAAACAAGCAUUCAUGCUACUGUCACCCCCUCAGUAGUUAGUUUUACAAGCUUAUUUAGUAGCAAGCAGUUCCUAAAGAUUGGUGCAAUAAGUGCAUCAGAUAAAUCCUGCCAAGGGAGUAAAAAUCUGAGCGCCAGUCAGCAGUCAAAACCUUUAAAGAAGAGAAAAGGAAGGAAGCCGCGAUGGACUAAAGUGGUGUCAAGAAGCGCGUGUCGGCCUCCCAAGGGUCUCGAGCUGGAAAGGUCAGAGCUUUUUAAAAACAUUUCAUACAGUGCACUAGCAGGCAGCAGUCUGGAGCAGGCCAAAUUCUUGAAGAACAUAGGAUCGUCUUCAUUUGUGGAGCACGAGUUCGUCAAGCACCAGCUGCCAAAGCUGAGCGAGGCGAGCGGGCCGUCCCUCGCGCUGCUUGCCGAGGCUGACAAGCAGGCUCCCAAGUUCUACAUGACUCACAAGCAGCCCUCGGGCCUGUGCAUGUCGGACGACUUCUUACCCGACAUGUAUAAACCCAAAAGAGGAAGGCCCAAAGCAAAGGAGAUGCCAGAGCUUGAAGGUCCCCCCAAAAGGACUCUCAAAAUCCCAGCAUCGAAGGUCUUCUCGCUGCAGUCAAAGGAAGAGCAAGAACCUCCAGUUUUGCAGCCGGAGGUAGAAAUUCCCUCCCUAAAACAGAGCCUGGCAGGCCAGAGUUUCCCUAAAAAGCGAGGGAGACCUAAAAGACAGAUCAGGUCUUCGAUUAAAAUGAAGCCGCCUAUUCUUUCUGUGGCGCCCUUUGUUGCAACAGAUAAUUCAAACAAGAUAGAGUCCGACAGCGAUCCGCAUCAAAGCGGGGAUUUUUUUGAGCGAAAGGACCAGCUGCGAGGGCCUGAAGAAGUCCAAAAGCCUAGUAUUUGUAGCAUGACUGAUCUGGAAGUGGACUCGGACAGGAAAGUUGCAAAGAGGAAUAACGGGCAGUUAAUGAAAACAAUUAUCAGAAAAAUAAAUAAAAUGAAAACGUUGAAGCGCAAGAAGCUCCUGAACCAGAUCCUCUCCAGCACGGUGGAACCAAAUAACAAAGGGAAGGUGCAAUCCAAGCUCCACAACACGGUGUCGACUCUUGCGGCCACGUUUGGUUCAAAAUUAGGCCAGCAGAUAAACGUCAGCAAGAAAGGAACCAUUUACAUAGGAAAAAGAAGAGGCCGGAAGCCGAAAGCUGUGCUCAACGGCAUUUUGGCCAGCAACGCGGCCGGUUUGGCCGUCCUCGAGAAGUCUGCCCCGCAAGGGCCCGGCGCGGCGCUGGGGCAGGUGCUUCCCCACCUGCUGCCRUCCCCGGCGGCCGCCCCGGACAUCCUUCCCUCGCCGAUGUGCUCGCAGGCAGCGAGCGGCGGCCAGAGCCCCGCGGGCAGCGACGCGGGCUUCAUCGAGCCCAGCGCCGUGCCCUUCCUGCACAUCCACGCCCGGCAGGGCAGCGUGGUGCAGACGCUGGCCAUGAAGAAAGCCUCCAAGGGCAGGAGGAGGCUGUCGCCGCCGACGCUGCUGCCCAACUCCCCAGCCCACUUGAGCGAGCUGACGUCGCUCAAGGAGGCCACUCCUUCCCCCGUGAGCGAGUCGCACAGCGACGAGACCGUCCCCAGCGACAGCGGCAUCGGCACCGAUAACAACAGCACUUCGGACCGAGCCGAGAAGUUCUGCGGGUCCAAGAAGAAGAGGCACUCGUUCGAUCACGUCGCCCUUAUUCCGCCUGAAACCUCCACCGUCUUAGGGAACCUGAAAGAAAAGCAUAAACACAAGUGUAAGCGCCGGAGUCACGACUACCUUAGUUACGACAAAAUGAAAAGGCAGAAGCGGAAAAGGAAAAAGAAGUACCCGCAGCUUCGAGGUAGGCAGGACCCGGAUUUCCUUGCAGAGUUAGAAGAGUUAAUAAGUCGAUUAAGCGAGAUUAGAAUAACCCACCGAAGUCACCAUUUCAUCCCCCGAGAUUUACUGCCUACCAUUUUCCGGAUAAAUUUCAAUAGUUUCUACACGCAUCCGACCUUCCCUUUAGAUCCUUUGCACUACAUUAGGAAACCCGAUUUAAAGAAGAAGAGAGGCAGGCCUCCCAAAAUGCGGGAGGCCAUGGCAGAGAUGCCUUUUAUGCACAGCCUCAGCUUUCCCCUCUCCGGGACCGGAUUCUACCCCUCCUACGGCAUGCCUUACUCUCCGUCUCCCCUCGCAGCCGCUCCCAUCGGAUUGGGUUAUUAUGGCAGGUACCCUCCGACUCUUUAUCCUCCUCCUCCUUCUCCUUCCUUCACCACCCCGCUGCCACCCCCUUCCUACAUGCACACGGGCCACUUGCUUCUCAAUCCUGCCAAAUACCACAAGAAGAAGCAUAAGCUGCUGCGGCAGGAGGCGUUCCUCACGACGAGCAGGACGCCGCUCUUGUCCAUGAGCACCUACCCCAGCGUCCCGCCAGAAAUGGCUUACGGCUGGAUGCUGGAGCACAAGCACCGGCACCGCCACAAGCACAGGGAGCACCGCUCUUCGGAGCAGCCACAGGUCUCCAUGGACUCGCUGACAGCCAACAGCUCUUCCAGAACAGUCCUGGAGUCCUUGAAGCGCUACCGGUUCGGGAAGGAGGCUGUCGGUGAAAGAUAUAAGCAUAAAGAGAAGCACCGAUGCCACAUGUCCUGUCAACACUUGUCGCCUUCGAAGGGUUUGCUGGGCAGAGACGAGCAGUGGGUGAGGAGGGAGCCUUCGGAGCCCAACCCAUUGGCGCUGGGCCUGCAGGCGCCCUUACAGAUAGACUGUUCGGAGAACCCCCCGGGCCUGUCCCUGGGGGGAUUUACCCCCAGCUCGGAGCCAGCCAGCAGCGACGAACACACCAACCUUUUCACAAGUGCAAUAGGCAGCUGCAGAGUCGUCAGCUCUACCAGCGGCAGCGGGCGCAAGAAGCUCGGCGAGGGCCCGGGGCUCUUCAGCGCCCAGGACGCGCCGCUCAGCCGCCCCCUCCGAAAGGAGCCACUGCCUCCCGGCGAGAAGGCCCUGCAGCCGCUGCCAGGCGCUCUGCCGCCCCAGGACAAACCUCCGCAGCGGCCACCGGAGAGCACGAGCUGCAGCCCGUCCAGGAAGAGAUCGGCGUCCGAGAGCACCUCUCCUGCAGUGCUGGGGGUGCCCACACGGGGGCCGAGGCUCGCGCCGCCGCUCGACGACCCCAUGGACAACCUGCUGCAGCGCAUGGCACAGCACGAUGGCCAAGCUACGCUGGACAAGACCAUUGAGGCGGUGAUUGCAAACGUGGCCGUGCCGCCCUCAGCCAGYCCCGCUCGCAGCCACAACCGGGAGAGGGGCCUGGGGAAGCCGGACGGUGUCUUGGCCCCGGCCAUGCCGAGCAGCUCCUGCGGCGAGAGCAUCUCCCUGCUUUCUGAGCGCCUGCCCACCAGCUACUCCCCACACCAUCUCAAGAGAAGCGUGGUGGAAGCCAUGCAGCGGCAAGCUAGGAAAAUGUGCAAUUAUAACAAGAUCUUGGCCACGAAAAAGAACCUGGACCACGUCAAUAAAAUUCUGAAAGCCAAAAAGCUGCAAAGGCAGGCGCGGACAGGGAAUAACUUUGUGAAGCGCAGGCCAGGUCGGCCUCGGAAGUACCCAAUGCAGGCAGUGGUUUCCAUGCAGGCUUUCCAGGCAGCUCGACUCGUCAGUCAGGAGCUGGAGAAAAGGGAGGAAAGCAGCAGUCCUUUACACCUUGGACCCGAUACCAUCACAGAUGUAAUUGAAGCCGUAGUGCAAAGUGUGAACUUGAAUGUGGAUCACCGAAAAGGCUGGAAGAGAAAGAGGUGGCUUGCAGAGGAACAGGCCAGGAAAAGACAAAAGUCUCUACCAGAAGAUGAGCGGGAGAGCAGUAAAAGUUUUUCCGAGACAGCAGCUGAGCCAUCCAGUCCACAUGAUGCCCCUGGGAAAGCRCAUGAAUCUGAAAACAGCGAACAGCCCUUGCCUUCUAUUACCCAGCGUGAGAAAAAAGCUCCUCGGCCGCCAAAGAAGAAGUACCAGAAGGCAGGGCUCUACUCUGAUGUGUACAAAACAACAGAUCCGAAGAGCCGCCUCAUACAGUUAAAGAAGGAAAAGCUGGAGUACACGCCAGGAGAGCAUGAGCACGGCCUGUUUCCAGCCCCUAUUCACGUUGGAAAGUAUCUGAGACAAAAGAGAAUCGACUUCCAGCUGCCUUAUGACAUCCUCUGGCAAUGGAAACACAAUCAGUUGUACAAGAAGCCAGACGUCCCACUCUAUAAAAAAAUCCGUUCCAAUGUAUAUGUGGACGUCAAGCCUCUUUCUGGCUAUGAGGCCACUACCUGCAAUUGCAAGAAACCAGAUGAUGGCAACGGAAAAGGCUGCCUGGAGGACUGUCUUAACAGGAUGAUCUUUGCGGAGUGCUCACCAAACACCUGCCCUUGCGGCGACCAGUGUUGUAACCAGCGGAUCCAGAGGCAUGAAUGGGUGCAGUGCCUGGAGAGGUUCCGGGCCGAGGAGAAAGGAUGGGGUAUUCGUACCAAAGAACCCCUGAAAGCAGGACAGUUUAUCAUUGAAUAUCUGGGAGAAGUUGUUAGUGAGCAAGAAUUCAGGAACCGGAUGAUUGAACAGUACCACAAUCACAGCGAUCAUUACUGUCUGAAUUUGGACAGCGGAAUGGUGAUAGAUAGCUAUCGUAUGGGCAAUGAGGCUCGUUUUAUCAACCACAGCUGUAAUCCUAACUGCGAGAUGCAGAAAUGGUCUGUCAAUGGUGUCUACCGGAUUGGACUGUAUGCACUGAAAGACAUGCCCGCUGGUACAGAAUUGACAUAUGACUACAAUUUUCACUCAUUUAAUGUUGAAAAACAGCAACUCUGCAAAUGUGGCUUUGACAAAUGCAGAGGAAUAAUUGGGGGUAAGAGUCAGCGAAUGAAUGGACUUUCAAGCAAGAACAACCAGCCGGUGAGCACCCACAGAAGAACUGGACGGUCAAAAGAGAAGAGGAAGUCAAAGCACAAACUGAAGAAGAGAAAGGGUCACGUGCCGGAGGAACCAAGUGAAAGUGUGAACACCCCAACACGGCUAAUGCCACAGCUUCAGAUGAAGCCCAUGUCCAACAGAGAAAGGAAUUUUGUGCUAAAACACCAUGUAUUUCUGGUACGAAACUGGGAGAAGAUUCGGCAGAAACAAGAGGAAGUGAAGCACGUCAGUGACAAUAUCCAUACUGCGUCAUUGUACAACCGCUGGAACGGAAUCUGUCGGGAUGACGGGAACAUCAAAUCUGACGUCUUCAUGACCCAGUUCUCAGCUCUCCAGACCGCCCGCUCCGUGCGGACACGGCGCUUGGCGGCAGCAGAAGAGAACAUCGAAGUGGCUCGUGCUGCCCGCCUAGCGCAGAUCUUCAAGGAAAUAUGUGAUAGCAUUAUAUCGUAUAAAGAUUCCUCCAGACAGGCUCUGGCUGCUCCCCUUCUGAACCUGCCCCCAAAGAAAAAAAACGCAGACUAUUAUGAAAAGAUCUCUGACCCACUGGAUCUUGCUACAAUUGAGAAACAGAUCUUGACUGGCUACUAUAAAACAGUGGAGGCUUUUGAUGGGGACAUGCUGAAGGUCUUCCGAAAUGCAGAGAAGUAUUAUGGCAGAAAGUCUCCAACUGGGCGUGACGUGUGCCGGCUGCGAAAAGCGUAUUACAACGCUCGCCACGAGGCAUCUGCCCAAAUUGAUGAAAUUGUGGGAGAAACAGCGAGCGAAGCCGACAGCAGUGAGACCUCUGUCUGUGAGAAGGAUAACGGGCACGAGAAGGAUGAGGACGUGAUCCGUUGCAUCUGUGGCCUUUACAAAGAUGAGGGACUCAUGAUCCAGUGCGAAAAGUGCAUGGUCUGGCAGCACUGUGACUGUAUGGGAGUGAAUUCCGACGUUGAACACUACUUGUGUGAACAAUGUGAGCCUCGCAAUGUGAACAGGGAGGUUCCUAUGAUUCCUCGUCCCCAUUAUACCCAGCCUGGCUGUGUUUAUUACAUAUGUUUAUUACGGGAUGAUCUGCUGCUGCGCCAAGGUGAUUGCGUUUACCUGAUGAGAGACAGCCGUAGAACUCCAGAUGGACACCCUGUCCGGCAGUCGUAUCGGCUGCUGUCGCACAUCAACAGAGACAAACUUGACAUUUUCCGCAUUGAAAAGCUCUGGAAAAAUGAGAAAGAGGAGCGGUUUGCAUUUGGCCAUCAUUAUUUCCGUCCCCACGAAACACAUCACUCCCCUUCACGCAAGUUUUAUCACAACGAGCUCUUCCGGGUGCCACUGUAUGAAAUUAUCCCCUUAGAGGCUGUGGUGGGAACAUGCUGUGUUCUGGACCUCUACACCUACUGCAAAGGGAGGCCCAAAGGGGUGAAGGAGCAGGACGUGUAUAUUUGUGAUUACCGUCUCGAUAAAUCAGCUCAUCUUUUCUACAAGAUUCACCGGAAUCGUUAUCCUGUCUGCACCAAGCCCUACGCCUUUGACCACUUCCCUAAGAAACUCACACCCAAGAGGGACUUUUCACCCCAUUACGUACCAGACAGCUACAAGAGAAACGGAGGCAGAUCAUCCUGGAAAACAGAUCGCUCGAAACAACAGAUCAAAGACUUAAACCAGGAAGAAGAUCCGCUUCCACUUAUUGAGGAUGUAUUAGGAAGCCAGGAGCAAAGAGCAAGUGAGAUGCCUAGCCUAGAAGAGGCAGAAAAAGAGGCAGCCCCUAGCGAGAGCUGUGAAACUGAGAAAAAGGUGGAAGGGAGCAGCACUGCCACGAGGCAGCCGUGCACUCCAGAGGAACGGCGGCACAUUCAGAGGGAGAGACUUAAUCAAAUCCUGCUAAACCUCUUAGAGAAAAUCCCAGGGAAAAAUGCUAUCGAUGUCACUUACUUGCUGGAAGAAGGCUCGGGAAGGAAGCUGAGGAGGCGCACUCUCAGCAUCCCGGAGAGCAGCUUCAGGAAGUGAAGCCACCAGGAGAACUGGCUCUGGAGUCCACUUGAGGUCUGCUCGGGACUGAGGGCAGCAGCCCAACGCCUGCGCACUGGCCAGGGAAGCAGCAGCAGCAGAACACUGACAAAUAUACAAACAGUAGCACUUAGGUGUCCGGGCUGCCCUGCUCGGCAGUGCUCUUAUGGUGUGUGUGUUGUUGGGCGUGCCUUGUAUUGAUGUUAGGUACUGAGAAAAACCUCGUGGUUAUUUGUCCAAGAUGGUCAAAUUUAAUUUAUUUUUGUUCCCACUCAGAGGAAGAAAAAAAAAACAAAAGGGGGGGAGGUUAAAAGGGGUGGAAAGACUGACUCUCUCCGGUGAGGAUAUUCCCCGAGUUCACCAGGGAAACCUGGGGCUGGACGAGACGCUGUCAGCGCCGCCACGCUUCGCGGGCCCUGGGUUGGGCUUAAAACGAAAGGCUGCCCUAAAAGUCGCGGCCUCCGAUUUGCACAAGUGGGAAGACGGGCGGAACGGUGCCGGCGGGAGGCGAAACGUCCCCAGCCGCCG
Molecule: messenger RNA, 9706 nt
Organism: Nothoprocta perdicaria
Lineage: Eukaryota; Metazoa; Chordata; Aves; Tinamiformes; Tinamidae
Gene: ASH1L
Product: ASH1 like histone lysine methyltransferase
Exons: 28
Coding region: 119-9178 (3019 amino acids)
Cellular component (GO): nucleus
Molecular function (GO): DNA binding; protein binding; histone methyltransferase activity
Source: RefSeq, a predicted model, not a curated record